AUGAGUGAUAACGGUAAGAACCAUCAAAGGUCCGACUUUCGCAGAGUUCAGGCCUCUACAGGAGGCGCUAAUGCAGCCAAAUCCAAGAAAAACCAUACCAAUAAGAGAAAUAAUAGGAGCGGCAGCUCAUGGAAUAGGGACGGUAAGCAUUUACACAAUGGUGAUGACGACGAAGAAUUUAAUGAAAAGGAAUUUUGUAUCAUUUGUGCUGAUAGGUUACACUACGCGGCUCUUUCGCCAUGCUCCCAUAGAACUUGCCAUAAAUGUUCCUUUAGACAACGUGCAUUGUUCAAUAAGAAGACAUGUUUAGUAUGUCGUAGUGAAAUUGAACAGCUGAUUUACACCGAACAAUUAGAAUCCAAGUAUGAUGAUUUUGGUGACAGAUUUGCAGAUUUUAACGAGCAAUACGGUAUCAAUUUCACUUCCAGAGAAGUAGCGUCUGAUACUUUGGGAUUAUUGAAAUUUAGAUGUAACAUAUGUGUUAGUGAAAAGCGUGAAGAUUUUGAUAGAGAUUAUGGAUCUUUCAACAAAUAUAAGGAACAUUUAAGAGAUGAACAUAACAAGACCAUUUGUAUGAUUUGUGCUACUUUUAAGAAGGCAUUUCCCUGUGAAUUAAAGAUCUAUACACCAAACCAGUUGCGUAACCAUCAAUCUCGUGGUGACGGUGAAGGUUUUAGAGGACACCCCAUGUGUGGAUUUUGUUCAGGUAGAAGAUUUUAUUCCGAUGAUGAAUUGUAUUUGCAUAUGAGAGAUCAACAUGAAAAAUGCCAUAUUUGUGAUAGAAUUGAUCCAACACAACCCCAAUAUUUCAAAAAUUACGAUCAAUUGUUUGAACAUUUCAAAAAUGCCCAUUAUAUCUGUACCGUUCAAUCAUGUCUGGAUGAUAAAUUUGUGGUCUUUAGGGAUGAAAUUGAACUACAAGCACAUAUCUUAGGUGAGCACGGUGAUAUUAUUAGGGGCAGACCUAAACUGUUCCAAUCUGAGUUAUCUACUUUCAUAUCUACACCUUCCAGAGUCAUUAGAGAAGAUGGUAUGAAUUCAAAUUUCAGUCGAAAUAACAGCGGUAGGGAGACUAAUUCCAAUGGCUCGCCAGAAAUUGCCAAAUUAAGAUUAGAGGAAAGAGCAAAACAUUAUUUGAGUGGAUCUACCGGCGAAUUGGAAAAAUUUAAUAAAUUGAAUCAAGAUUUCGAUAAAGGAAGUUUAUCGGCUGAUGGUCUUUUGACCGAUUACAAUAACCUUUUCAAAUCCCCCAACGCCGAUGUCUAUCUGCUAAUUCGUAACUUGGCAGAAACUUACCCAUCUCAAUCCAUUAAAUUUCGUAAUUUGAACGCUAUCUACCAGAGACAUGAACAACAGGAAUUAAGCAGAACCUCCGCAUUGCCAUCUUUGUCCGGUGAUAGUAUAGCUCCUGUUGUCAAUAGCGUUUGGAGUGCUAACAACAACAAUGUCUCUUCGAGUCAUGGUAGAGGUGUAAAUAGGAUGGAUCUACCUAGUUUACAAUCGCCUUCACCAUCUCAUGAUGUUUUUGCCUCACAAUCCAGAAAUCCAUCCUACAAAAGCUUGAAUUCUUCUAGGAGAUCUUCACCGGCACAAGCUCCUGUCGUGAGAAGUACAUCUGCCGCAUCUACAAACAAUAAUGCCAAUGUGAAACCAACUUAUUUGGAUAAAAAACCAAACCCUAAGUCUACUAAAUCAUUACCAUAUCAGGGACCAAAUAAGUUAGCUGGGUUAGACCUUCCCUCUUUGCCAACACCAAAACCCAAAGUUCACAUACCACCUGUGAAUAGACCCAAUAUUCCAGAUCCCAAGCAAUGGGGGAAGAGUAAACCACCACAAGAAUCACCUCAGGAUCCACUUGAUGAACUACUGACCGCCAGUGAUACCAGUUCAUCUUCACAAUCAUCUUCUUCAAAUAAGAAGAAGGACAAACGAAAACAACUUCUAUUCCACAUAGGUAUUUAA
This is a messenger RNA of Zygosaccharomyces rouxii, 1962 nucleotides long. It is a transcript of the gene HEL2, whose product is annotated as E3 ubiquitin-protein ligase HEL2. Lineage: Eukaryota; Fungi; Ascomycota; Saccharomycetes; Saccharomycetales; Saccharomycetaceae. The record is from RefSeq and is a predicted model, not a curated record. Gene Ontology annotation, biological process: protein ubiquitination; rescue of stalled cytosolic ribosome. The transcript has a single exon. Gene Ontology annotation, molecular function: ribosome binding; ubiquitin protein ligase activity. Bases 1 to 1962 code for a protein of 653 amino acids.